Molecule: messenger RNA, 540 nt
Organism: Drepanopeziza brunnea f. sp. 'multigermtubi' MB_m1
Lineage: Eukaryota; Fungi; Ascomycota; Leotiomycetes; Helotiales; Drepanopezizaceae
Source: RefSeq, a predicted model, not a curated record
AUGCCAUCCGGAUCCACGACGCCGGUCCGCGUGCCAAAGGCCGCCUCGAACUACUCGCCCACGACCCAGGAUCCCGAGCUGCGGUCUCAGAUAAACAUGACGCUCCUGCGAGACGGGCAUAUUACCAAGAUCCACGAUACGCUCCUCCACGCCCUCCACGCCCACCCCGCGAACUGGCCUACCACCCUCCAAGCCCACGCCCUCUCCCUCCUCCGUUCUGGGAAAUACACCUCCUUCCCAGAGCUCAUGCGGCGCGUCCUGCAAGACAUCAAAGACGACACUCUCGCUCAAGAAGCAUUCGCCCAAAACGCCUCCGCAAGCACCAGCACCAACCCAACAGCCACCACGGCGAACUCAAGUAAAGCGAGCGGGAAAGUCAACGGAGUAAGCAACGUGAAGAGGAGGCCUGGGGAGGACGUACCUGGCUUCAGGGGAAGAGGCGAGGGAGGGGUCAGUCUGGCGCUGCCGAGGGUAGUGGUUGAGGAGGGGGUGAAGGUUACGAGGGAGUGUUUGGAGCUGGUGUGCGAGGUUCCCGAAUGA